Artibeus jamaicensis (Jamaican fruit-eating bat) is the source of this 3869-nucleotide messenger RNA. It is a transcript of the gene SNX8, whose product is annotated as sorting nexin 8. Gene Ontology annotation, biological process: retrograde transport, endosome to Golgi. Gene Ontology annotation, molecular function: phosphatidylinositol binding. The record is from RefSeq and is a predicted model, not a curated record. The transcript is spliced from 11 exons. Bases 708 to 2138 code for a protein of 476 amino acids. NCBI's taxonomy places the organism in Eukaryota, Metazoa, Chordata, Mammalia, Chiroptera, Phyllostomidae.
UUUAGAAUGUUUACCUGUUUACCAUCAAGACAAAUGUAACCGUAUUUACCCAUGUAUUCAAAGAAGGGCCCGCUGGAAACCUGCUGGAAGCAAAACAGCCUUCACGGUAACUGAGUGGCCAGGGACUUGGGAGGGCUUCGCUUUUCCUGGGAAGAUUGGGAGAGAGGUGCGGUCACGCAGACACACACUGGACAUUGAAAAAUUGCCUGUCAUCGCCCUGUACGUGUGCGAGCAAGAUGAAGGUGGGUCUUGCAGAUUGCAGGUUGGGGUGAUGUUCCUUUCUUGACAGGUCGUGACGUUACAGUGCGUGAGCCAGUAAAAGACGCACACACGGCACGGUUAGUGAACUUGAGCCUGGAACAGUUUCUCUUUCACCGAGCUCUGGAGUGGGGGUUGUGGGAGAGCUGACGGUGGCGGUCCUGUUAGGCAGGGUGGCCCCGACGUACCCUGGCCACGGAGCCGCUGAGUCCUGCUUCUGAGGCCAGGGCUGUGGGUAGGACGAGGACACCUCCACUCCCGCUCCCUGAGGACAGGGCGUCGGUGUGAGGACCCGCACCAUGCAGAGAGGCUGCCCGUGGAAGGCGGAGGCGGCCGGGGGCCUGGGAGGAGCCUUCUUCCCGCUGAGCCUGAGGUCAGCUGCGGACCCGAGUUCCUGGUACCUGGGUGGAGAGUUGUCUGGCAGGCACCGUUCACCCCGCACCCACUGAAUGAAUAUUCAUGGCAAGGCAGCGGCGGCAGUUAGCAGCACCCGUUUUUUGCAGGAUUUGGGGCAUCAAGUGCCUUCUGCCCUGCGACUGUGGUCCUCAGACCGUGGCCCCAGGACUUGCCUCGCCUGGAAGCUGGUUAGAAAUUCAGACUUGCCGAUGCCCCAGGCCAGUGAGUGGAGGGACCUGGACCCCAGUCGCAUGCAGGUGCCGCAGGGGAACCCGCUGCUGCUGUCGCACACCCUGCAGGAGCUGCUGGCCAGGGACUCCGUGCAGGUGGAGCUCGUUCCCGAGAAGAAGGGCCUCUUCCUGAAGCAUGUGGAGUACGAGGUGUCCAGCCAGCGCUUCAAGUCCUCCGUGUACAGACGCUACAACGACUUCGUGGUCUUCCAUGAGCUACUGCUCCAGAAGUUCCCCUACCGCAUGGUGCCCGCCCUGCCGCCCAAGAGGAUGCUGGGAGCGGACAGGGAGUUCAUCGAGGCCCGGAGGAGAGCGCUGAAGCGCUUCAUCAACCUGGUGGCCCGGCACCCCCCGUUCUCGGAGGACGUGGUCCUCAAACUGUUCCUGUCCUUCAGCGGUCCCGACGUGCAGAACAGGCUGAAGGAGGCGGCGCAGUGUGCGGGCGACGAGUUCCUGACCUGCAAGCUCGCUCCCCGGGCCAAGGACUUCCUCCCGGCGGACGUCCAGACUCAGUUUGCGCUCAGCCGGGAGCUGGUCCGCAACGUCUACAACAGCUUCUACAAGCUCCGAGACCGGGCCGAGCGGAUUGCGUCCCGGGCCAUCGACAACGCUGCGGACCUCCUCACGUUCGGGAGGGAGCUGAGUGCGCUAGGGUCCGACACCACCCCGCUCCCCUCCUGGGCCGCCCUGCACAGCAGCACGUGGGGGUCCCUGAAGCAGGCGCUGAAAGGCCUGUCCGUGGAGUUUGCCGUGCUCGCCGACAAGGCUGCGCAGCAGGGCCGACAGGAGGAGAAUGACGUGGUGGAGAAGCUGAACCUGUUCCUGGACUUGCUCCAGUCCUACAAGGACCUGUGUGAACGGCACGAGAAGGGCGUGCUGCACAAGCACCAGCGAGCCCUGCGCAAGUACAGCGUGAUGAGGAGGCAGAUGAGCGCUGCCGCGCACGGCCGCGAGCCCGAGUCCGUGGAGCAGCUGGAGUCUCGCAUUGUGGAGCAGGAGAACGCCAUCCAGACGAUGGAGCUGCGGAACCACUUCUCCCUCUACUGCCUCCACCAGGAGAUGCAGCUGGUCCACGCCUACCUGCCCCUCACCUCCCACAUCCUCGGGGCCUUCGUCAACUCCCAGAUCCAAGGGCACAAGGAGAUGAGCAAGGUGUGGAACGACCUGAAGCCCAAGCUGCACUGCCUCUUCGUGGGGCCCAACAGCACCCUGACCCCGCCGAGGUCCCCGAGGGAAGGCCUGUCUCCGCACUAGCGCCGAGAGGACCCGGCCCCCCACUAAAACUUCUUUCCAAACAGCGUGUCCCUGUUUAAUUCCCUCCGGAUGGCGGCUGCUCCCCAGGCCCCACCAGCUGCCACCCCUUGAGCAGAGAGGAGCUGACAUCGGAGCUGGUGCGGCUGGGGUUCAGGUGGCUCCCCUCCCCCUGUGGGGGCGGGGCCAGAGAUGUGACCCCAGGUCUCUGAGCGUCCGUGGAAGCUGAGGCCAUACGGGGUUUGUGGCAGUUGUCCCUGACCCCGGCACUGUGGCCUGUGAGUUGGGCGGGGAGAUGUGUUGGGAUUCCUUGAAAUGGAUUUCUCCCGACACCCAGAGGCAGGGCAGCAAAGGAUGGCUCUCCUGCUGGUGGUGCCUGGGGAGUGUGCAGGGACCCCUCUUUCGUGGGACCUGAGGCUGGAAGGGGCAGAGGGUGCAGGUAGUGGGUCUUGUGCUGGUGGGGGCCAAGGGCCCGAGAGCGGCCUGCUGCUGUGAACCUUCCAACCACCCCCCCUUCUCAGGCCACCAGGACCCUUCUCCCAGACUAUCCCACUUGCUGCCCCCGCCACCUGCCUCCGGGGCGAGGGGAUUGGUGCUCCAGCAGCUCUGGGGGUGGGAGUGGGCCUGUCCUGCUCACACACCCCCGUGUGUGAGUGUGGAGCAAUGGGACCUUUGUGGGACAGGUGUGGGGGGCAUCCUGACACUCCGUGGGAUCUCGGGGGCCCGCCUUCCAGACUUGGGCUGUCUCCCCUGUGUGUGCCGCAGCUGGACCCUGAGCCCAGGUGGGCUCUUGGGUAAUAACAUCUGCAGACAGGCUGCUGCAGGUCAUCCUCCGGGGGAAGGGUCCCUUGGGCACACCCCAUGCUGGGUUCUGUCUAGGGGGAGGCAGCCACGGGGUGUGGAGAGACGGCUGCUUGCUGCACCAGCCCAAGGCCCCGCUGCAGCCGACACGUGCCUUCCUGGUCCGAGGAUCAGGGCAUCGACCCCCCAGUGCUGGCCGUGUGGGGGCCACUGUUGCCUUUUGAUCUUGCUCUUUUUAGAAACUGGUCCUCAGCCACGUGGGCCAGGUCCAUGCUGCCACUGGAGGCCAGUCCCUCCCAGCGCUGUGUGUGCCUGAGCUGUCACGUGACCAGCCCACCUCCAUCCUGCCCCUGGGAAGCUGCUGUUCACGUGUCUGGGGCCCGUCACGGGUGACAGGACGAGGGGUGACAGGGAGCACCUCCCAGGGCAGAUUGAGGCCCUGCUCGUGCAGGUCACGAGGUAUCGGGUGGUGGGCUGCACGCCUGCCCCCUCCUGCGGCCCCCGGGGGCCAAUGUGCCACCACAGCCUCGCCCCCAACAGUGACGGGACCCCCAGCGUCAGCCUUCCUGGUCCAGAGGGUUCACUGUGCCUGCUCCCUGCAGGCCAGAGCCACAGUGACACUGCUGCCUCGGCCUGGCCUGCUGUGCCGAACCCUCAGCAGCUGCCAAAGACAAUCGCUGUCGUGGCCCCCCCCACAGAGCCUGGUGGGCGGGGGGCAGGGGAGAGGGUGUGUGGGACUGUGUCUGGGCCCUGCCUCCUCUGUGCCUGAGUCUGCCUCACAUGGGGCACACUUUACCCCCCAGCCACAAGGGUCCCCAGCUCCCACACCCAGCAAACGGGACUGUUUACAAGUGGCCUGCAUUCCGAGACCUUCAUUGACUAACACAACUAUUAUUAAACGUAUUUAUAAAAGUUGGGGAAAGUUGUGAGUUC